This is a messenger RNA of Haliotis rubra (blacklip abalone), 1239 nucleotides long. RefSeq lists its product as uncharacterized. The coding region runs from base 1 to 1239 and encodes 412 amino acids. NCBI's taxonomy places the organism in Eukaryota, Metazoa, Mollusca, Gastropoda, Lepetellida, Haliotidae. The record is from RefSeq and is a predicted model, not a curated record. The transcript is spliced from 6 exons.
AUGGUCUUCCUCGUGUGUCUUGCAGCUCUUGUAGCACUGGCGGCUGCCAAUAACUUUGGCCAAAACAUCGCACAGAAUCGCCCCACCGGCUCCAGCAGUGUCUUCGUCAACGGUGUUCCUCCCCUCACCGCCAGUUCAAACCUCGCCGUCGACGGCAACUUCAACUCCAACUUCUUCUCCGGCUCGUGUUUCUCCAGCGAUGUUUCGGCAAAUGACCCCAACCCCUUCUGGUACGUGGACCUGGGGUCCCGCGUCUAUGUGUCCGGCGUCACCAUCACCAACAGAGGCGACUGCUGCGCUGACAGACUGAGUGGUUUGAGAGUUGAGGUUUUCGAGUUCAAUCCAACCACGAGCGCUGAGACACCUGAGCUGUGUGCAACAUUAAGUGGAGGAGUAGCCCUUGGUCAGUCAAUCGGCCUCGCAUGUUCUCCCUUGACCACUGGACGCUUCCUCCGAAUCAGCAAGCCCGGUGCCACAUCCCCACUCACACUCUGCGAGGUCGUUGUUUCUGGUGGCAAGUUUUACAUCGUAUUUCAUCUAAAGAUUCUAAACUUCCAGAUCCUUGUCAAUGUUCCACCACGCCCCCCUGUAUCUGUUGGCGCUAUUGUUAGCAUACCCAAAUAUUCCCCAACAACCAACAUCGCCCAGAAUCGUCCAGUGCGUGCUACUUCCCAGUUUAAUUUCGCUGCCACCAACCUGAUUGCCUCCCCUGGCCUCGCUGUGGACGGCAACUUCAACACCGACUUCGUCAAUGGAAGAAGCUGUUACUCUAGCGCCAUUGGUGAUUUAACUCCCACAUUAUACAUCGACCUCGGCGCCUACUACUACAUCAACUCCAUCAUCAUCACCAACAGGGGUGACUGCUGUGCCGAACGCCUGCGCAACAUCAACGUCAGUACACUCCUGAAAGACCCCUUCAGGUACCUCGAGUUCCCCAAACAGUGCGGCACCAUCACUGGCAACGUAGCUGCAGGAGCUGACGCCACCGUCAACUGCAACCAGCCUACCGUAGCCCGUUACAUCAAGAUCCAGAAGACUAGUAUGGUUGACAGCAACGAUCUCCUGACCCUGUGCGAAGUUCAAGUUACUGGAAGGUUCGCAUCCUACGUCGAGCUCACAAAGAAACCUGUUGACAACGACGUUGCUCAGGCUCUGGCUGCCAACGGGGUCUUUCCCAAUAAAGGAAACGUUGCUAUCCUACCAAAUGCUAAUCAAAUUACACCCGGGAGAGGUUUCUAA